AUGAAGGUCUUCCGCCUGGCUGCUCUCUUUGGAGGUGCUGCAUCUGCCGUUCAGCCUCUCGUCGGUCGAGAUGACGGUACUACCACUACCGUGAUCUAUACGACGUCAACAUACACCAUCACUAAGUGUGCUGCGAGUGUCACCAAUUGUCCUGUUGCUAGCGCCACAGAGGUGUUCACGUCGACUACCGUUAUGAGCGUAACGACCACAAUCUGUCCAGUCACCUCGACUCCAGGUCUUCAGCCGCCUGGACCUGGAUACAUGCCGUCGUCUGUUCUCAGCUCGGCUCUGCCGACCAACUCACCAGGCACGACAGGCACUCUCCCCGACGCAGUCCCCACUUCUUACUCACCCGCUGUCUCUGUCUCGUCGGGCGCCUACGUGCCUCCUGUCCAGAGCUCGGCUCUGCCUACUGGUUCUUCGCGGUCGAUUGACUUUUCAGUUAGCUUGAUCUCUCCCGACCCUUCAUUGCCAGUCACGGGUACCGACUCGAUCCCAGCUUCGACCCCAUCAGAUGCAUCCGGCCCUCCAAGCAUGUACACGCCUCCUGCUCAGACCUCGACGCAGCCCACAGGUCCCUCUGGUUCCGAUACGGUCGUUGUUCCACGACCCAGUCUGAGCGGCUCGGCUUCACUGCCUGGUAGCCUGACCGAUUCUAUUCCCACCUCUUUUCCUCCUGGAAUGUCCCCUUCUGCUUCUUCGAACGGCUACGAUCCUCCUCAGCUGUCGACAACCGCAUGGCCAGGUUCAAGUCAGCCUACGACUGGUACCAACACUGGCGCUGUCCUAACUUCAGACGCCACGCCCUCAAGCGGUUACGGUCAAUCCUCGGCACCGAGCAACACCGCGACUGAUGCUGUGCCUACUUCUGGAUACCCAGCUUCUAGUACCAACCCGUCAAGCGGUGUCUACUCCCAGUCUGCAUCGAGCAACACUGCUGCUGUUCCUACCUCUGGGUACCCGGGUUCCAAUGCCGUCCCCAGUGGUUCGAACUUGCCAUCUGUAUCGAGCUACACUGCCACUGAUUCUAUGCCCACAUCUGGAUCCCCUGGCUCCAGUGGCGCCCCAUCGAGCGGUGCCUACUUGCCAUCGUUGCCGAGUAACACCAACACUGACGCCGUGCCCACGUCCGGAUACCAGGUGUCCAGCUCAACCGGACCUGUAGGCACAAACACUGGCUCUGUUCCCACUUCCUUAGGUCCUAGUGCAUCCGGUCCACCGUCAAGUGGCUACACAGCUCCUGAAACCACCGCGCUGCCCACCCAGGGAACAGCAAGUAUACCUCAGGGCUACUCUUCCGGAUCAGCUCCAGUCGUACCGUCUGGCUCCCUAAGCACUGUUUCUGGCACGUAUCCCGCUGUAACAUCUAUCAGCUCUGGCAUGGUGUACCCAGGACAUCCAUCUUCUUCGGCCAGCACGACCGUCAUCGAUGGCACUACUAGGAUUACGAGCCGUUUGACCCUGACAUCGACAAGCUACAUCACCGCGCUGUUACCCUCUAGCAACUCGCUCAUCGACACCGCCACGGACGCUGUCACUACGAGCCGUGGCACCGAAUAUCUUCCGUCUGGAUCUGGCUACCCUUACCCGUCUGGCAGUGCCAAUGGCACCAUCAUCACUCCCACUCCAUCCUACAUCGAAGUACCUGUCAAUAUGGGCCAGAUUAUUGCCGUAGGCCGAAGCCCCAUCGAAGCCAUCGUCAUUGCGUUGGCUCUCGCUCUCUUCGCUUAA
This is a messenger RNA of Ascochyta rabiei, 1731 nucleotides long. RefSeq lists its product as uncharacterized. The record is from RefSeq and is a predicted model, not a curated record. Lineage: Eukaryota; Fungi; Ascomycota; Dothideomycetes; Pleosporales; Didymellaceae. Bases 1 to 1731 code for a protein of 576 amino acids. The transcript is spliced from 3 exons.